Sardina pilchardus (European sardine) is the source of this 3004-nucleotide messenger RNA. RefSeq names its product NACHT, LRR and PYD domains-containing protein 1 homolog. The transcript is spliced from 5 exons. The coding region runs from base 106 to 1371 and encodes 421 amino acids. Gene Ontology annotation, biological process: inflammatory response; regulation of apoptotic process; innate immune response. NCBI's taxonomy places the organism in Eukaryota, Metazoa, Chordata, Actinopteri, Clupeiformes, Clupeidae. The record is from RefSeq and is a predicted model, not a curated record.
AGGGAGUUGGCAACCCUAGAUGUGGGCCACAUCAGUGAACUGUCUUUGAGGAAGCUUUGGCUCCGAUGUGUGAAGCAGGAGAUCACUGCUGAACAGAAGAAGAAAAUGGAGGAAUCUGUCCAGUCUCUGGCGUCUGUCAAAUCUCAGAAUUACUUCGGACGAAGUUGCUGCAAAUCCUGUGCUGACAUCACAGACUCCUACCACUGGGAGCUGAGAGAGCCCGUGGUCUCCAUGGAGACCGUAUUACCAGUGUAUAAACACAGGUCUUCCUCAGGAUGUUUUGAGUGUGCGGUGUCUGGUUUGCGUUGGGUGUGUGGCGGAGAAGUCACUCUACAAUAUCAAUUCAUUGACCCUGAUGUCCUCAGAGCAGAACUCGCCAUGCUGCAGUAUGUACCCAUUGGUCCGUUGAUGGACAUCAAAGUGCUCUCAGGUGAGCUGUUGGAGGCUCACCUGCCCCAUUUUGCCUGUCUGGACGGGUCAGACUCCUCCUUUAGAGACGCUGUGAGAGUUCUGCGUGGAGUGAACAACAGCGUAACCCUGGAGACCUGUGAGCUGACCCGCUUCCACGUCAAACUCCUCAAGCCCUCCUUCUCACAGAUUGGAGUCCUGCUGAAAAUUUACAUCCCAAUGAAAGUCCAUCUUGAUGUGUUAAUCUAUCGGACCAGAGUGACACCCUUGACUCUUCACACAUAUGUUGUGCCACGAGAUGCUUACAUGAUUCAAGCUGUAACAGAUGAGAUAUCAGUGAUCCAAGAUGCAAAGAGGAUCACAAAACCUCGUCCGGACAUGUCGAUCUGGAUGAACUCUAAAUUCAGCCUCACCUCGUCCUCUUCUGCUGAGAUUGCCCCAUCGGAGAUCACCCUUAAAUACAUUCGGCCCCCAGACUGGUUUGAGGUGUUCAUGGAGAAAGCAGAGGACUGUUUUGAGUUGGAGGUCAUCAGUCAAGGACAGUCCAUUUGGAAAGCAAAAAUGCGAAGCAUUGAGUUUGGCACAGCGUCCGGUAAUUCUGAAGAAGGGAGAAGAAACAGGGUGGCAGUAGAUAACAGAGGGGAAGGGGAAAUGGCCUCCUUGUCAAACGAAGACAAGCACUUCAUAGACAGACACCGUACUGCUUUGAUUGACCGUGUGAAUGUGAUUGAUGCCAUGCUGGACCUUCUGCGGGAAUGGGACGCCCUUGACAAAGAGGCUUAUGAAAAGGUGCGCUCUUGUAAUACCAGGCAGAACCAAAUGAGGAGUCUGAUAGACCACUGCACCACCCAGAAGGAAAAAGACCUGCUGUAUAGGGCUCUGAUGAAGACAAAUAAAUUUGUAGUAGAAGAACUAGAGGGGAAUAGACGUAGUUCUAUAGUACCGUCUUGUACAGUGCUCUGAAGGAGACAAAUUAAUUCCUGAUGAGGGAUCUAGGGGGUUUAGCUAAAUAAUGCAACAUCCUACCUGGAAGUAUAUAUCCAAUUAUGUUUACUGAGUUGUUGUAAACAAACAAUUGCAUAGACAUUGACACAGUAAAAUAUGACAAAAGUCUAUGGUUAAGUUGUUGGCUGUGUUCCAGUACCUCUGCACUCUCCCUCUUUUAAACAUUCCAUAUUGUCCUUUAUGUCUUGAAUAUGUUUAUGCUACUGCCCUUUUAUGCUUUUAUGUACUCUGUGCUCUUUAUGUAAAUCACACAAAUUACUAGGGGUGGCACGGUUCACAAAAUCUACGGUUCGGUUCGUAUCAUGGUUUAGGGUCACGGUUUACGGUUCGGUGCGGUUCUUGUUGUUAUUUUUUCUUUUACUCUUUAACACUCCAGAAACAUAUUUCAGCACAUAGCUUAAUCAUCCACAAUUAGGCUAGAGUAUUUAGAGAAUAGUUAUCAUGUAAUAAUGCACAAACUGAAUUUGACUUCACAUAAAGCACAUUAUUGUCUGAGGAAACGUUAAGCUUCAGUUGAGAUUUUGAUAAAGCAAGAGGGAAGACAUUGAUGAUUUCAACAAUCAUUUUCAUUUAUUUGGCAGGGAUGGUGCACCAGCACAAAAUGUAGGUCGUCCACCCAUAUUUUUCAUUGCAUCGCCUUUUUAUCGCUCUCCUUUCAUAUAGUGUGAAUGAUUUUUUAACAAGAUGUAAAGCUUGUCUUUAUUUGAAACACACACACAUUAUGUGAUUAUUUAUUCAUUCUAUAUACUGACAUGUCUGAUAUUCAUAACAGCAAACUUUAUGCAGAUUAUAGCCUACUAUUCAUUAUAACUCAACCCUUUAAAUUCAGCUGUCUGGCUGAAGCCUCAAAAUAUUGUAAACAAAGUAGCAGGCUAAGCUCAUCAUACUCUACUGGUUGGACUGUUCAGUUUCCCCACAUGUGUUUUAGUUUCAAGGUAAGCUAAUACUUUUUCUCCUUGGGACAGGCCCUUUUAAGCCUUGGAGUUGAAAACAUUGGUAUUGAGAUGGUCAGUCAACUUGAAUGCAAGAGAUUUUAUCAAAUGUCUGAUGCUAACCGUUUUUAACAGUAAUUUAGCUAAUCGUCUUCUGUGCGUCAUUGCGUUCACGAUUGUGAAUGUUCUAUUUGGAUUAAUGUGCAUGUCGAGGGCGGGUGUCCAUUGAGCGCGCACGAGAGCGGGCCAAGGAGAAUGAGUUUACUUCUACUGUUUGGUAAAGUUGCACGCAUAGUCUACAGUUACGGAAGAACAUGCUUCCACCCGAGCAGGGUCAGGUGCAUCAGUUUGACCACGCUAGGGAUGAUCUCUCGCACUUGCCAUUUCUAAAACCUUGCGCGCAGCACUCAAAACUCCAUACUCCUACUCUCGCACGUAAGGGAAACACGUCGUGACAUAUGGGAAUCAAUUGCGCAUGCCAUAACUAGCCUGAACCGUAGGACCGUACGACAAACACACACUCCGAACCGUGACAUGCGAACCGCACGGUUCGGAGCAUUUUUCAAAAACCGUGCCACCCCUACAAAUUACCCCUGUGUAAGGGAUAUUCUAUAUCAAUAAACGUGCCUGGCCUUGCCCUGUGGAAUAUACUUUUUGGA